AACGGGCGCGCGGGGAAUGGUGUGGUACCAAAUAUCAAGGACCCACUGCGCAGGAUUCAAGCUCGGCGAUGAAAUGGGAAUCGAAAACGCAAUACUUGCAACGUAGCAGCCGUCGAGUUUAGUUCGAAAUCGUGUCGUUCUGGUUCUUCCUGUUGACUGGAGAGAGGUCCUGGUUUGAGUGUUUGCAUCAUUCCAGGCUGAUUCGGUGUGUGGGCUCCCCGAUUUUUUUCGGUUCUGUUCUCUCGAGGCGCGGAUAGAAUAUCCUGAAAAUUGACAAGUUGAAUCGAUUAAAAGGGUUUGACACGGUUGAACAUCAAAAUAUUUCUUGGUUGAAAUCAUCGGGUGCUUGGAUUGUUUCGAUGAUUUUCUGAGAAAGGAUAGAUGCAAGUCUAGGCUGCCCCAAAUACGCCCCAGAAAAAUACACCCACUUGGAUGUAAUGAGUGUGUUGUGCUUUGGUAGUAGUCAAAGUGUGUGCAACUGGAAAGCUUUUCUGUGAAUUGUCCUGUCUAAAAUAUGAUUUAGUGAAUCCUGGUGAAGAGUUUUUCCUUUCAAGUGUUAAAGGGUAUUGAAGAAGAAGAAGAAGAUGGAACAGGCUCGAGUCCACUCGAAGGGCAAGCAUCGCAGUUCCCGAUCCGGGUCCAGUUCCCGCAGGGUAUCUUCCAGUAGUGGUCAUCUGCGGUCGGAUCAGGUGGCGGUGGUGGAAAAUGGUGGAAGUGCAAGGGAAGAUGAUGAAGUGGCUAAAAAUAGAGCAUCGGUUGCUGGUCCUAUCGCAAAAGCUCGCAGCUCUCAACCCCUAGAUGAAAAUGUAGAUAGUGGAAGCACAACAACGAAUGCCAGUUAUAGCGCCAAUGGAUCGACCGUUCAGUCCUCCCCCCAUAAUAACAAUAACAUCGUCGAUCCGGCAGAAGACGAAGAUGCUGCGGCUGCAAUUGACGGAAACCGAAAUGCCUCGGAGCAUCCACUGGAGACGGCCACUUCGGUAGAAACCGUCCCCGGUAGUGAAAAUAUCCAGAAAGGCAUUCUCGGGUACAUGGACCGGCAGCUAAAAGUCCAAUCACUCUCCGACCCUCAGAAAAGUCCGGCCCAACGAAGCACCCGGAGCCGGUCAAGUCUGGACAAGAGUCCUCGUCGCAAGCGAAGCAAAUCGGAAUCUCGACGACGAAGGGAGCGGAAAAUUAUCGCCGCCGGCGAAAUGGAAGUUCGACAGGCCAACGAAACUUUGAUGCGUUACCUUAAGCAGUGUUCCGACUUCAACGACGCUUCCCUAUCCGGGGACUUGGAGAUCCCGGAAAACCUGGAAGACAGAAGGGUCCAUCGGAAGACCCGGUGGCAACGGGAGAGGAACAAACAGCACCAGCAACAGAAUGUUCCAUCGAAGCCCACGGGAGAUGACACGCUUAACUAUCAUGGCGAAAUCUACAACCCGUUCACUCCGGUCGUUUCGCCCACAACGGACUCCGCACCGACCCGAAUCGAUAAAAUGUACAUCCAGACGGCCAGCGGAUAUCGACCGGUAGACAAUACUUACCACAACUCGCACCAUCAUCAUCUGCAUCACCAUCAGCAGCAUCACCAUCACUCCCACUCGCAUCUCCGGCAGCUCAGAACCGGGGGCCCGGGCGGGGAUCCCGAAAGCAAUAACUACUCGAUAAGCACAGCGGUGCAUCUGUCCUGUGCAGUGCAGCGGCUUUGGCUGCAUCUGGCCAACGUUUGUCACGGUUUGCUGGGUGGGCUGGCGCUGGCCCAUCUGCUGCUGAUCUGCACCACCAAACCCUACGACUGGGUCGAGGCUUCCAUCCGGCACUAUUCGGCCUACGCGGAAGUCUACGCCAACACCUUCUACUGUUUGGCCAUCGUCUGUAUGGUGUCGAUAUUCGAUAGAAUUGACAUAUCCCACUUCAGUAUGCUGAUGUCCCACGAGAGUGGCAAUAUCUCCUUCCGAUCGGUUAUCAUCAUUAUGAUCUACACGGCAACAGUUACCCUAAGUCUAUCCGCGGGCUCCAUGGACGAACGUCUCUACCUAUCCAGCUCGAAUGUAACGGUCUGGGAGGAGGAACUGGAAACUAACAAGGUCCUCAGCCUCUGGAAUACGCUUUCGAUAGCCCGAAGUGUCGGUGCCAUUUCCGGAUGGUUGAUCGUCGGAAUGUCCCCCAAUGGCGAUCAGCUGUACGACCACCUGGUUGAAAUGGAACGCUACCAGCUUCAGUAGAAAGUAGAAAUUCGGGAUGACAUGCAACUCAAGAUAAUAAUUCACAGCUAUCACAACGUUAGGGCUUUUAAGACAUGCAAUCGCUAACAUAAACAAAUAUAAGUGAGAGACAUUGUUUUGUAAAUAUAUCAAAAGGUAUCUAUCGAUUACACUAGAUAACAAAAUUUUGAGCUCUCGUAUAUCGAGUUGCGAUGAUUUUGGAAGAUGAUCCAUUAAUAAGGUUUGCCAAGAUUAUUCAGCCGGAUAUCUGUGCUCACAAAACAAUAGUUUUUGUUCCAUAGUCAUUAGCUAAUAAACGACCACGAAUCAAUUCCGGAGAUGCAGAUAUUAAAAAAAAACGUUAAAAACAUAACUUGUAACAAUAAACCAGCAAACAAAAGGGAGAAUUAAAGGACUACAAUAGGAUACAACCGAGUAAAAAGUAAAAAAAAACAUAUUACAAUCUUACCAACUGAAAACACAAAAUAAAUCAGAACCAAAUUACGAAUUUCUCAAUUUAAAAAAAAAACUAAAACAACCAAACAAAUACUUACAAAUACAUGUUGCCAUUUAUUUCGACCACAAAGUAUUGUCCGAACAUUGUAACACAAUAAUAUUGACUUAGGGUUCAUAAAAUCUGUUCGUCCUAAAACAAUCAAUCAGUCAUUAAAGGAAUUUAUAACUCCAUUAGUUACCCACACAAAUUUAGCGCAAAUAUUAAAACCCACAUUCUUACACACGAAAAAGCAAAACAAAAAAAAACAAAACGAUGUACAUAUAGUUUACAAAUAAGAGCACACAGGCAGCAAAAUGAAAAAAAAACCAAAAUGCUUAUUAAGACGUUAUAACAAACAACACAGCAAAACAUAACACAGAACAUAACAAACAGGAGGCGUGAUUAAGGCAUCAUUAGAGUAUAAUGGAAAACAUUUUUUUGUGAAUGAAGGUGUAAGCAAAUGGACUGAGAAAAUUAGAGAUCACUCAUUUUAGGGCAAACAAUCAAGCAAAA
Messenger RNA from Uranotaenia lowii, 3198 nucleotides. Its product is annotated as homeobox protein cut. The coding region runs from base 585 to 2210 and encodes 541 amino acids. The record is from RefSeq and is a predicted model, not a curated record. NCBI's taxonomy places the organism in Eukaryota, Metazoa, Arthropoda, Insecta, Diptera, Culicidae. Gene Ontology annotation, biological process: cilium assembly. The transcript is spliced from 5 exons. Gene Ontology annotation, cellular component: ciliary transition zone.